Molecule: messenger RNA, 288 nt
Organism: Blepharisma stoltei
Lineage: Eukaryota; Ciliophora; Heterotrichea; Heterotrichida; Blepharismidae
Source: the annotation of a GenBank genome assembly
AUGAAAAAUGGGUUCAAAAAAUUUAGCAUAAAAAAAAGUUUUUUUUUUAAGGAGCUCCAAUUCCCGGAAAUUUUAGGGAAUGAACUAAUUCGUAAUUUUAAUGAAAAUACAGAUUUGUAUUUUCAGUUUGUAAAAGGUUCUUAUUUAUAUGUCUAUAAAAUCAGAAAAUUGAUCUGCAAAGAUUGCUUGCAUUUGCUCCGGUUUUUUGAUAGUCUUGUGCGCGUAUUGUUAUAUGUUUCUGUAAGAAUAUUUGACAUCAAAAUGCGCAUAGGAAUACAGUUUUCAUAA